AUGGUCCAGUUUAGACACACACACAGGAAACAGCACGACGAGGGUCUGAUAAAGUCUGAGUACUUCCUGGUGCUCGGUGGGUUUGAGGGUUUGUGGAGUUACUCACAGGGUCCGGAGUUCGGGGACUUGAACUACAACAACCUGGUGGAGUUUCCGUCGGCCAUCCGCUCGCUGAGCCACCUGAAGGAGCUCGGUUUCCACAGCAACAACAUCCAGUCCAUCCCAGAGCACGCUUUCACUGGGAACCCAUCACUGACCACCAUAUUUUUUUAUGACAAUCCCAUCCAGUCUGUCGGACGCUCCGCCUUUCAGAACUUACCCGAACUGCGGACCCUGGAUCUGAGCAUGAAUAAUCUGACUGCGGUGUCCAGCGGAGCUCUGUCUAACCUGCACUUCCUGGAGGAGCUGGAUCUGAGCAUGAAUAAUCUGACUGCAGUGUCCAGCGGAGCUCUGUCUAACCUGCACUUCCUGGAGGAGCUCCGUCUGGCCGGGAAUGACCUGGCCUUCAUCCCAAAAGGAGCCUUCACCGGCCUCUACAACCUCAAAGUGCUGAUGCUGCAGAACAACCAGCUGAGGUCUGUUCCUGCCGAGGCCUUCAGGAACCUGCACAACCUGCAACUCAUGAUGGACUCACUAAUUGUUCACAAACAGGUUCUUCCUCUCUUUGUGUUGGAGCAGAACCAGACCAGAGAGUUUUCCCACAUUUACCCUGGCUCUGCAUCUCCCGACAGACGCCUGGACGCCAACCACAUCUCGCGGGUCCCCCCCGGCUGCUUCUCGGGGCUGCGCUCCCUCCGCCACCUGUGGCUGGACGAUAACUCCCUGCGGGAGGUCCCGGCGGAGGCCCUGGGGGAGCUGCCCGCCCUGCAGGCCAUCACGCUCGCCCUCAACCACAUCGCCCACAUCCCCGAGCACGCCUUCAGCCGCCUGGGCCGCCUGGUGGUGCUGUACAUUGUGACAGAGUGUCAAAAACCAUCAACAGAGGAGUCAGUUCUUUCUGAGGUAAUGCUGCCCACACCAUCAAGGAAGCGAAAGCUGUCGUCUCAACCAUCGUCAACAUCUGCUGUUCUUGACGAUGCUCCUUCAAGGCCUUCUGUUAGGAAACCAUCAACAGAGGAGUCAGGUCUUUCUGAGGUAAUGCUGCCCACACCAUCAAGGAAGCGAAAGCUGUCGUCUCAACCAUCGUCAACAUCUGCUGUUCUUGACGAUGCUCCUUCAAGGCCCUCUGUUAGGAGAAAAGCCACACAGAAGAAAUCACCGUGGACGCAGACAGAGAUACGAGCGUUUGAGCUCAGGGUCCAGAAAGAGCCCGAUGAGGACGGGGAACAGAGGGAUGAAAGAGGGGCCGCAUACAUUAGCCCUUUCUUCCACAAAGCUCUGGAUGCUGAUUGGUUGGAGCACAGUCCAGGUUUCCACCGUCUGGUGGUCCAUCCCAGAGGCCCCGAGCCCAGAGGGGGGGGGGGGGGGGGAGGGUACCCCCUGGCGGGGGGCUGGAGAGCCCUCAGUAUCUCUGUGGAGCUCACAGAGGUUUCCAAACUAACCUCCAUCUGUGUUCUGGUUCCCCGGGACCGCCCGGAGCCCCAGGUCCGCGCAGUCGGCCCGGUGCCGCAGCCCGUGGCCCUCGCAGCGGCAGCGGGGGGGGCACGCGGAGCCCCGGGGUCCGGCCGCCAGCAGCGCGAGGGCCGCCAGCAGAGCCGCAGGCACGCGCAUGUCCGGCGCGCGCUCCCCCUCGAGCCUCCGGGUUUCUCCGGGUUUCUCCGGGUUUCCCCGGUCUGA
Molecule: messenger RNA, 1776 nt
Organism: Menidia menidia (Atlantic silverside)
Lineage: Eukaryota; Metazoa; Chordata; Actinopteri; Atheriniformes; Atherinopsidae
Source: the annotation of a GenBank genome assembly